Molecule: messenger RNA, 6107 nt
Organism: Dunckerocampus dactyliophorus (ringed pipefish)
Lineage: Eukaryota; Metazoa; Chordata; Actinopteri; Syngnathiformes; Syngnathidae
Gene: usp10
Product: ubiquitin specific peptidase 10
Exons: 15
Coding region: 243-2858 (871 amino acids)
Biological process (GO): DNA damage response, signal transduction by p53 class mediator; regulation of autophagy; protein deubiquitination
Cellular component (GO): cytosol; nucleus
Molecular function (GO): cysteine-type endopeptidase activity; cysteine-type deubiquitinase activity
Source: RefSeq, a predicted model, not a curated record
CUCCCCGCGCUGGUUGGACUAGCAAGCGAAGAAGACGCUAGAUAGAAAUGGCGGUGACGGCCAGUCACGCGGCAUGAGGUGCUGAGGCAGUGUAUGGAUCCAAACCUGUGACUGCUUGGACAACGCUGGGAAAAAUGACAAUGGUGUCGAAGUAGGACAACCGUUGUGACUUGCCACUCCAACAUCUCCCCAGGAGACUUUUCAUCUUGUCAAAGAGGAGGAGAGAGAAUCUCACCGGGAGCAUGGCUUCUUACAGCAACCAGUAUAUCUUCGGGGAAUUCAGCCCUGAUGAGAUCAAUCAGUUCUUUGUGACACCACGAUGUUAUGUUGAGCUUCCCCCGUUCAAUGACAAAGUGCCGUGCGUCAGUCAGUCUUCUGGAGGUUACUGCACUCCUGCUGUACCAUAUAUUAUGGAGUCAAUGGGACUGCAGGGUUGCGGCGAAGACUAUCAGCGCAUUAAGUUUGGUGUUGAUGAGGUGAUGGAUUCCAAGCCUGUUGGUGUGAAUGAAUCUUUAUACAAGGUGUCAAGCACCCUGAACCCCCAGGCUCCAGAGUUCAUCCUGGGCUGUCAGUCGGCCCAGAAGGCCCAACAGACGUUAACUCAAGCAGGUGAUGCUCCUGAUGGAACCCACUUCAACUCUGUGGACGGGCCUGAAUCGGAGGCCUCGGCUCUGGACCAUCAUCGAGCCUGUCAGGACUUAGACGGGCUGCCCGGCAGCCUGGGACAACGUGAGAGGAAGAAAAAGAAAAAACGACCGCCGGGGUACUACAACUACCUGGAGCCUUCAGCUAGCAACAAUGACAGUGCUGCAGAUGAGACACCUGUGAGUGCACUUGUGAAUGGACAUGCACUCGGCGUCACACAACACAAUGCUGAGGAUGUGGACUGUAAGUCAUUAUCAGGGACCAGCCUUUCCUCACCUGGUAUUGUCUCUACAGCAAAGGCUGCUACGACAGCAGCUACUUUUGCCCCCGCAUCCACUGCCAAUCAGAGGACUUGUAAUAGCCCUGAUGACACCUCUUUGGACUUAACAGGCGGGGUCGCCUCUUUAUCAGACAGCAACAAUGCAACUUGCACCUCUUCAUCCUCUUCUCAAAGCAGAGGGAUGACAGAGGGACCAAGGACUGCAGAUCAGCAGCCAGAUCAUUUGGCUUCACAGAGCCCUGAACUUUCAGAUAGUCCACAAAGCCCCCGAUCCAAAUCACCUCUUCCUGCCUCAGCUGCUGCGGCCACGCCUGUUUUGACUACUGAACUGGAGGGAAGGGAGGUAGCAGACAGCGGGGUGGCCAAUGGGCUAGCAGAGUCGGAUACUCCUGUUCGUGCAGAUGGAUACAAAGAAGACUGUGAGAGUGGGGAGUUGACCCAGCAGGGCUCUCCAGACUCUACUGCGCAAACAGUGGUGACAGAGGCUGCCAAUGCACCUGCAGUUCCAGCUGCACCUGCUGCCAAUCCCCCCAAAUCUUGGGCAAGCCUCUUCCACAACUCCAAGCCUCUUCCUGGCGGCCCGGCGGCCUUCGUUGAGGUUAAGAAUGUUGUGGAAGUUGUUGCUCCACCCCUUUUUACAUCAGAGACUCCUGAGGAGAAACCUGUUGAGCUUAAAGAAGGCCCUGUCCAUGUGUCAGAAGAUCCUAUGGCUCCUAAACUUGCAGAACUUAUUGAGAAUGUGAAGUUGAUACAUAAACCAGUGUCUUUGCAGCCGAGAGGACUUAUCAACAAAGGCAACUGGUGCUACAUCAACGCCACUCUACAGGCUCUGAUUGCAUGUCCGCCAAUGUAUCACCUGAUGAAGGCCAUUCCUCUGCACAGUGAAACGCAGAGACCGUGUACCUCCACACCCAUGAUGGACAAUUUUGUGAGGCUGGUAAAUGAGUUCACGACCAUGCAAAUGCCAACUAAGCCCAAGCAAGCUGUUGCGGAUAAGCUGGUGAAAGACAUUCGGCCCGGUGUUCCGUUUGAGCCAACCUACAUUUACAGACUCCUCACACUAACCAAGUCAAGUCUUUCGGAGAAGGGUCGACAAGAAGAUGCAGAGGAGUACCUUGGCUUCACUCUUAAUGGGCUGCAUGAGGAGAUGCUGGCAUUGAAAAAAUUAAUCGCACCUCAGGAAGAGAAAGCCCCCACACCUAAUGGUCCUGAGUCCCAGCCCGGUGUGGAGGAAGAUGACGCUGACAAGGAGGAAGAGGGGAGUGAAGAUGAGUGGGAACAAGUUGGACCACGUAACAAGACUUCCAUCACUCGACAAGCCGACUUUGUCCGCACGCCUAUCACUGACAUAUUUGGAGGACACAUUAGGUCCGUGGUGUAUCAGCAGAACUCCAAGGAGUCAGCCACACUGCAACCCUUCUUUACCCUGCAGCUGGACAUCCAGUCCGAGAAGAUCCGCACAGUCCAGGAGGCUCUGGAAACAUUGGUUGCACGAGAGUCAGUCCAGGGUUACACUUCCAAAACCAAGCAGGAGAUUGAGAUCAGCCGGAGGGUGACUCUGGAGGAGCUGCCUCCUGUUCUCGUGCUCCAUCUCAAGAGAUUUGUGUUUGAAAAGACGGGAGGCUGUCAGAAACUCAACAAGAUCAUCGACUACCCUGUUGACCUGGAAAUUAGCAAAGACCUCCUGUCCUCCGGAGUGAGGGGCAAAGUUGUGAAAGGCCAAAGAACUUACAGGCUCUUUGCAGUGGUUUAUCACCAUGGGAACAGCGCAACAGGCGGCCACUACACCACGGAUGUCUUCCACAUUGGUCUUAAUGGCUGGCUGCGCAUCGACGACCAGGCGGUGAAGGUCAUCAACCAGUACUUGGUGGUUAAGCAGACUGCAGAGCGCACCGCUUACCUGCUGUAUUACCGCCGUGUUGACCUCUUGUAGACACACACACACACACAGCCAACAGCAUACAGCCACACACACAUACAUGCGUCCUCAUCUUACACGUGACACACACAUGCACGCACACACGGAACAUAUGAUGAACAGGAACACUGCCCGACUUUGUUCUCUUGCAAGAUUUUCCUCUUCUUCCUUCCCUCCUGUCCCUGCUUCCCUGAGAGCCAGCUUUUUUCCAGCACCCCUUUCCCUCGUCUCUCCCAAGAGGAAACACAAGUUGCAUUCACCAAGAAUUCCUUGCAACUGCUCGCUCUUCUCUGUGCACCAUUGCUGUUUUUCUCUUAUUGCUCCAAAAGUGGCAAGGAUGAACUUUUAAGAGAAGAGGAGGUGGAGGUCAAGGCUCGGACCUGAAAUGGACUUCAAGCUCAGUCGCUGGGGGAAUUUCUCUUCACGGAGUGGCCCUUUUUUUUUUUUUUUUUUUUUUUUUUUUUAAAGAAACGACCCAGAAUUUUCCGUGUUUGCCUUUUUUAGUAGGACUUUGGGCCACCUAAGGCAUUUUGCUUCAGUGAAAACACCUAUUUAGAACGAGUGCAUUGACAAGGCCUAGCACCAGCAUCACCAUCAUCAUCAUCAUCAUCACCACCACCACCACCACCACUAGCCUCCCCUCCCAAGGCCUGAUUGCUGUCUUUCCCUCCAUCUCCUCCCCUUAUUUUGGUACAAGUUGAGCCAUCAAGCACACAGGGAAGUGUGACAGUGAGGAAUAAGAAGUGAAAACUGUCUGGGUCUAUAGCUCUAGGAAGAGUAUCUUUUGGAAAAAAAAAUGAAAGUCUUUAAUGCGCUUUAGAAUUGAAGAUAACAAGCUUUCUCUGCACAACUGAUAUAUGUUUAUGAUAUGGCAGGCAAAUGCGUAAUUGCAAAUAUUUAGAGUAAAAUGUUAAAAAAAAAAAAAAAAAGACAUGCUGACUGAAAACACGUGUGCUCCUUAAGGACUGCACUUGUUUUUUAGACCGUUUGCACUGGAGAGAUGGCAACUAAUCAAGACAGAUUCCACCGCAAGAGCCGCCCUUGUUUACUUUGUACAUUUUCUUCUCAAACCAUUCAUUGUCUCUGUCGCCACCUGUGUUCACGUCUGUCUGAGCCACAUCAUCCAUCUAACCUGCAAGCUCUGCAGCAAGGGGGGAGGGGGCCUUAGGUUCGAUCUGUGAUGUUUCUGAAGUGACUCGUCUGUGUGUGUGUGUGUGUGUGCGUGUGUGUGUUGAAGGGUGAAAAGUGGGACAACAGCCCUCAGGCGUGCACAAAUGGAGAUAGUGUUUGCUUUGUUGAAGAUCUAAAAAUUUUUUCUUGCAUAAUUAAUUGAUUGUGAUGAUUUUUGUUUGUCCAAGCUACUAAAAGAUGUUUUUAGUUGUUUUUUGUUUUUGUUUUGUUGUUUGGUCAUCACUUCUUAUUGGAAGUCCUCACGUUCUUGCUCCCCUCUGACAUAUUGCUUGCAUUUGAAAGGGUGUUUAAAAGGAAAUGACACACAGGCUAAAGCACAACGAUGAAUAAAGAUGAACUAGUUAUUUGCUCCAUAUUUAUUUCAUUUCUGCACCAAGCAGUUCACAUCUGACCACUAACCAUGCACCUCCACAAGGUGCAAACAUGUUCUCAUUCACAUGACACUGAAACAAGGUAGCUAGACCUGUGCUCACAUAUACUCCGUCUUGAUGUCAUUAGACCUUUUGUGGCUUUCAAAGUUUUAAACCUUUGCCAACUUAAACCAAAGGAUGUCAUAUUUGGACCCUGCUAUUUACGUUUUGGCUCACAUUACAUUAUCAUUGAGUUGUGCUGCAAGCUUUGUUGUGGUUUCUUUCCAAACUGUGACCUCGAUCUUCAUUUGCGUAUUUAUUCCCCCAAGAAGAAAAUGUCACUAAAUGUUGGGACUUUGAGACGAACAAGCUUUCUGAUGUGUGUUUUGUUGCAGCCUCGUUGAAAAUGCUUCAUGCAACAAGUGUGUUUUCACUGAUGUGCUCCUAACACUAUUGUCUGCUGGGGCUUUCAAACAGUCCAUUCUGUCUUUUAAUUUCAAGCCUUGAGCACUCUUAUUUUGUUCAAAAUAAAGGAUUGUGCAAAGACGCAGUUUGCUAAUGAGAUGGAGACUCAAAAAAAAACACAAGCCUUUGCUUUCUUGUACCGUCAUAUUUGUUCCAGCUAGGGAUGCUCGGAUCAGUGUUAUAUGCUGCCGAUACCGAUCAUCCAUGAGUGAGAUGAGUGAGCCGAUACGAUACCAAUCACGUGGAUUAACUGUACAUUUUUCAAUUUAUGAUGAGUGCUUUUGGUCAGGGGCACAGUUAGACAAUUCCAAGGGCCCCUGGCAAAUAAAAUAAACAUUCGGGCGGAUUGUCUUUUUUGCCUUUAUUUGUGUGAAACAAUUUUUGUACUAUUUAACACAAACCUGCAUUUAAUUUGAUGUUGUGUUUUGAGGACAAGACAUAAUGACAGCAAGAGAGCAAAAUUGUUCAGUGACACUUGAAAAACUUGGACGUGGUAUCCACUUCCCCGUGUGACAAAAAUGAUCUCCAAACUAAUUGCAUUGCUGUAUUAAAAAAAAAUAAAUGUCAGUGUGGUAGAAAUUCACAUUAGGAGUCGGAAGACCAGAAGCUAGGUGGAUAAUUCUAGCUAGUUGGCUGCAGCCAGUGACAGCUAGUCAAAGCAUGUCAAUAAAGAUGCAAUAAUAGUCAAACAAAGCUAGAUUUGCUAAGGGAGUGAUCAAACAUUUUGGCAUCGAUUGCCGUAGCCUGUGUCAAGCUCAAUACGAGACGCGUCAUUUUGUUGACAACCCUACACGACACAGCAAACGUAUCUGCCGCCGCAUUUCGCUCGGUUUUUGUGAUCGGCUUUGAAAGGUAUUUAUCGGCAUACGCCGAUUACGUGUUUUUUGCGGAAAUCGGCCGAUGGAUCAGAGCAUCCCUAGAUCCAACAAAUUGGAAGCAGACGCGAACAAUGCAGAGUCUUGGCCUGACGAUCACUGCAAGCCGGACCUUUUUUUUUUUUUUCUACAUGUCAACAUGUCGUAUUUGUAGCAGGUUCUAGACUGCGGUCGGCCUGGCUGCCUCACAGCGCAAUGGGGCCUGUGGCUCAGCUCAGCUCGCCUCUGUAUAAUGGAAAGCAGACCAUCAUUGAAAAAUCUGCUAUGUCAGUUAUUUUUAACCCCUAUUUACUCCUUCCUUACAAUAGCUAGGCUGUCCUCUAAAAUGUGGCUUUGCUCUGCUGCUGAUAGUCAAGUGUAAAUAAAUGCAUGAUUUGAUUGAU